Tupaia belangeri chinensis (Chinese tree shrew) is the source of this 1362-nucleotide messenger RNA. RefSeq names its product protein kinase AMP-activated non-catalytic subunit gamma 2 (gene PRKAG2). NCBI's taxonomy places the organism in Eukaryota, Metazoa, Chordata, Mammalia, Scandentia, Tupaiidae. Gene Ontology annotation, cellular component: nucleus; nucleotide-activated protein kinase complex; cytoplasm. The record is from RefSeq and is a predicted model, not a curated record. Gene Ontology annotation, biological process: protein phosphorylation; regulation of catalytic activity. Gene Ontology annotation, molecular function: protein kinase regulator activity; AMP binding; protein kinase binding. The transcript is spliced from 11 exons. The coding region runs from base 47 to 973 and encodes 308 amino acids.
CCUCGUUUCCCUUCUUUCAGCAGAAGACUCCGAGAGUGGCGUUUACAUGCGAUUCAUGAGGUCACACAAGUGCUAUGACAUCGUUCCGACCAGCUCGAAGCUCGUCGUCUUCGAUACCACAUUACAAGUUAAAAAGGCCUUCUUUGCCUUGGUAGCCAACGGCGUGCGGGCAGCGCCUCUGUGGGAGAGUAAAAAGCAGAGUUUUGUAGGAAUGCUAACAAUUACAGAUUUCAUAAAUAUACUACAUAGAUACUAUAAAUCGCCUAUGGUACAGAUUUAUGAAUUAGAAGAACAUAAGAUUGAAACGUGGAGGGAGCUUUAUUUACAAGAAACAUUUAAGCCUUUAGUGAAUAUAUCUCCAGAUGCAAGCCUCUUCGAUGCUGUAUACUCGUUGAUCAAAAAUAAAAUCCACAGACUGCCAGUCAUUGACCCGAUCAGUGGGAAUGCACUUUAUAUCCUUACCCACAAAAGAAUCCUCAAGUUCCUCCAGCUUUUUAUGUCUGAUAUGCCAAAGCCCGCCUUCAUGAAGCAGAACUUGGACGAGCUCGGAAUCGGGACGUACCACAACAUUGCCUUUAUCCACCCGGACACUCCGAUCAUCAAAGCCUUGAACAUAUUCGUGGAAAGACGAGUGUCAGCUUUGCCUGUUGUGGACGAGUCAGGAAAAGUUGUAGAUAUUUAUUCCAAAUUUGAUGUAAUUAAUCUUGCUGCUGAAAAAACCUACAAUAACCUAGAUAUCACGGUGACCCAGGCCCUGCAGCACCGCUCGCAGUACUUUGAAGGUGUUGUGAAGUGCAGUAAGCUGGAGAUCCUGGAGACCAUCGUGGAUAGAAUAGUAAGAGCUGAGGUCCAUCGGCUGGUGGUGGUCAAUGAGGCGGACAGCAUCGUGGGCAUCAUCUCCCUGUCAGACAUCCUGCAAGCCCUGGUACUCACCCCAGCAGGUGCCAAGCAAAAAGAGCCGGAAGCGGAAUGACAGCUGCCUGUAGCCCCUCGAGGAGAACUUGAAGCGUUUCUGGGUCGCGUUUUGCCUCACGAACACUGGCCGCGAUGGAGGAGAGCAAAACGGUGCAGAAUGUAUAUCAGGGUUCAGUGAUGGGUGUUUUUCUCCAGUGAUGUUGAAACUAAGAAUAAAAGAGAAAGAUUUUAUGUGCUUGACGAGUCAGGCUCGCAUUCAGAGACUGUUUUCAGACCCUCGUCUGAACGAUUUUAAAUGCUGUCUGUCAUUAAAGUGCACUGUGUCCUGCAAUCUUUAUUAUUUUUCAUUUCAAAGAAUUCGCUGGUCUGGAACAGGGGAGGUGACAUAGGUGAGUGGACAGCAGGUUCGGAUCCCAGUGCCUUCUGUCCGAGUACAGCAAUACCGCC